Molecule: messenger RNA, 1437 nt
Organism: Effrenium voratum
Lineage: Eukaryota; Dinophyceae; Suessiales; Symbiodiniaceae
Source: the annotation of a GenBank genome assembly
AUGGCGCCUACCUUGUCUUUGCUGCUUCUGGGAACUGCUGCGGCCAUGAAGUGCCCGGGCUCCAAAAGCUGGAUCCACGCAUCCACAAAGGUGCAGGCGGUUGCGGAUGCCUCCUGCGAUGAUGUGAUGUCGGAGAUGAUUGCCCGCGUGACCUCGGACUGGAAGGAUCCCCACAACGGCGGCACCUACAGCGUGCUGAGCAAAGCGGAUGGCGAGUUGAACCUGCAGCGCGUGACCGGAAACAAAAAGUUCACGGACAAGAUGACCUUGACCUUCUCCCAGGAAGGUAGCCAGUGCGCGGUGAACGCUUGCUCCGAGAGUCAGUCCUUCUCUAUUGGGGACUUCUCCACAAACUACUGCAACCUCCGCAACCUGUACUGCGGAAGCGCUGAUGGCUGCGUGACCGUGAAGCAUGACUUCACUACCGAAGAGCAACGGAUCAUGCCAUCCUUCGGCGCGGGAGGCGACAAGAAGGCGUGCAUCGUGAAGGAGUCUGGUACCACGCCUCUUACUCUGGGAACUGCGGCCAUGAAGUGCCCGGGCUCCAAAAGCUGGAUCCACGCGUCCGCGGAGGUGGAGGCGGUUGCGGAUGCCUCCUGCGAUGAUGUGAUGUCGGAGAUGAUUGCCCGCGUGACCUCGGACUGGAAGGAUCCCCACAACGGCGGCACCUACAGCGUGCUGAGCAAAGCGGAUGGCGAGUUGAACCUGCAGCGCGUGACCGGAAACAAGAAGUUCACGGACAAGAUGACAUUCACCUUCUCCCAGGAAGGUAGCCAGUGUGCGGUGAACGCUUGCUCCGAGAGUCAGUCCUUCUCUAUUGGGGACUUCUCCACCAACUACUGCAACCUCCGCAACCUGUACUGCGGAAGCGCUGAUGGCUGCGUGACCGUGAAGCAUGACUUCACUACCAAGGAGUCAAAGGUCGAUCCGUCCUUCGGCGCGGGAGGCGACAAGAAGGCGUGCAUCGUGAAGGCAGCCAGCGUGGCCAACGUGCUGGAGAAGACGAUGCUGCGCCAGCCCGAAUUGUUGGGUGGCACAACGGAGGACACACUCGGCUGCGUCAGCGACAACUGCCCUGUGGACAACCAAACCCUGCAGCCUAGUCCUUUGUGUGUCCUGGGCAACUGCACCAAGAACCUGGCCAAGUGCCUCUUCUCUUCCACCUGCCGCCACGGGGUGAUGUGCGAGCUGGGAUGCUUCGACGACCUGAAGAACACCGAGGACGACGCUGGGCGUUUGGCAGGGGUGCUGGAGUGCAUGCGCGCGCACUGCCCUGGCUUCCCCCCCAGCAAGACCUGCGCAGCUUUGCACUGCACCGUGGAGGCGGGCGCAUGCGCUCUGCACUCCAAGUGCCGCAGUGCCCUCGAGUGCGCGGACGGCUGUGUGCCCGGCAAGUACGCCGCAGCUUUGGCGGCUUUCACACAGCCUGUGGUGUGA